AGCCUUUAUAUGUGCAAGGUGUUGAUUGUUAGCUCAAAGUAACGUAUUUACUUGUUUGCAAAAGGUUGAAAGAUUUAUAGUGUAUCUAUACUUUUCUAACAAAUUUUCAAUAAAAUUUCAAUAAAAUUUGGAAAAUUAGGGAAAUCAGUGCAAUAAAAUCUCCUGGUUGAAAAUCACAAUGUGAAAUAAAUUAGAUUCCUGUAUUGUAUCUAAAUUUAAUUUUCAGGGGCACAGAUUAUUUUAUGUUUUUUUAUAUAUAACAUGUGCACAGUGAAUUGUUUAAGUGAUGAUACAGGUGUACAUCAGAUUUUAUUUUGUUAAAACAUUCUCAUUUUUCCGUAUAUGAUAAAAAAGUACUGUUUCCAAACAGGAUCACAAACACUAUCGCCAUGUGUAUGUGAUAAUUCAGUUAAUACCUAUAAUUACCUAUAAUUAAAUUAAUAAAAUAUAAAAAUAAUAUAUAGCUUCAAAUUCACUCUAUUUUUGUAUCUUCUUCUGGGGGCGCUUCAAUUUCCAUGCUGUUGCACAUACCUUAAUUGUAAUCUUUAUUGGUAAGGUCAUUUCCUUUACUUACACACAUAUAUGAACUUUUUAUAUUAUAUCAAUUAACUUGUUUUUAGGGAUAAAGGCUGGAGUACGAUUACAGCGACGAAAAUGGUCAUCUUUCUAUUAUUAGUAUUUGGUUUCUUUUUCGCAAUUUUAAUAUAUUGCAGAACCUAUAGCAGGGAUACUCAUCAGAGAUAUAGUGCUGCUUUCAGUGAUAAUAUAGAUUGCAGAUCAUUACAAUCUAAUUCAAUUUAUGAACCAUCAGUGGACAGACCACCGUCUUAUAAUGCAGCUUGCAGUGCACCUCCUCCUUAUGAAUCGCCAUUGAACAGCGUAUCUAUGUUCGAAGCACCACCAGUUUAUCAAGAAAGUUCGCAACAAUCUAAACGAGUAUCACAUUCGAGUAAUCAAAUAGUUCCGAUCACAAAUUAUAUUUAACACAUUUUGUAGUCACGUAUUUGUAAUCAUGUCUCAUAUCUAAUUUAGUCUCAGUUAAUUAAGAAGGAGCUGAAUUAGUUACAAAUAAGAUAUCUAAAUAAGAUUUUUAUUUCAUGUGAGAGAGAGAGAGAGAGAGAGAGAGAGAGAGAGAGAGCAAUAAAAAUUCUUUUAUUACGAAUCUAUAUCAUUGCAUUUAAUAUUAUUUUUUUAUAUAUAUAUUUUCCAUCUGCUGACAUAUUCGAAACAAACACUGAAAUGUAUUAAAUAAAUAAGCGACAUGUCGAGGGAUAAUGAAAAUCACGUAAAAUUCUCAUGAUUAUAUAAUGAAAAUGUCAUUUAUUUGAUGUGGUGCAAUGACUUAAAGUAAAUGGAAAAAUGAACGUUUAUAUGAGCUGGGUUCGAUGAACAGCAGUCAUGUACUUCGAAAAGCUACCACUGCUGAACUAUUCGUUACAAAAAGCUUCUUUUUUUUCUUCGAGUUUAAAUGCAAUAUACAAUGGAAGUGUAUCAGACAGCAGCGCAGUAGUAGCUAGUGCGACACGAACAUGCUGAUUUUCAUGAUGAGGUAACACUUGUCUUACUUGUACUUAGUUUAUCAAAUUAUCCAGUCAUACGCUCAUGCAGAUUGGUUCAAAAAGAAUUGCAUCUAAUGUUUCUCGAACUGUCGUACGGUAUUAAUAUUUAGUUUUUCGCGUUUUUAGGAAAAAGACAUUCAACAUUACGAGUUUCAUGAGAUAUUUUUUUGUUCGCCGCACAGUCCCAAAGAUAGAACAUGGGUAUUAGAAUGGACGUAGACAAUUUUUUCUUUUCUCUUUUUUUGUUUGACAUCUUUAAAAUCUGAGCGAGCACACAUGGCCAAAAUCUGUUCCUUAAAGCGCUUACAUAUUUCAUUGUUUCCUUUACACUUAUUUUCAUUCCUCCGUUUAGUAGUUUCAUCGACUUAUUCCUUCGUAAGCCUUAAUAACCUACUAUAAUUGAAAUAAACAUCAUGUAAAAAACGGUGGAAAAAUCUUCCCUAACUAUUUUUCCAUAGGAGUUGCUUCUUUUUUUCAUUAUUUUUUUUAAUCUCGACAGAGAUACGUUACGGCGUCACGACAGGCGGUACGGGUAAGUGUAUGUACGUGUCGAGAUCAAAAACGAGAUACACAUAUAUAAU
This is a messenger RNA of Bombus huntii, 2140 nucleotides long. RefSeq lists its product as uncharacterized. Bases 655 to 984 code for a protein of 109 amino acids. Lineage: Eukaryota; Metazoa; Arthropoda; Insecta; Hymenoptera; Apidae. The record is from RefSeq and is a predicted model, not a curated record. The transcript is spliced from 3 exons.